AUGGAUAUAAAGGAUUUUAUUGCAUUUUAUAUUUUUCUACCUGCUUUUCUUGAAGCACAACAAGGUACACGUUGCGCAAAUGGUUGGAUACAACAUCAUGAUAAAUGUUAUUUCUUCAGCAAAGUGAAGGAACCCUGGUUUGCGGCAUCUGCCCUCUGUGUGGCUUAUGGUGGCCGGCUAGCAGAACCAGUGACACAGGAAGAAGUUGCAUUCUUAUCAAGAGAAACGGUUCAAAUUGGAAAUGGUGGACAUUACCACUUAGGCGUGACGGAUGCUUUUCUGGAGGGUGAAUGGGUCUACGCCUCCAGAAAGUCUCCAGUGAAAAUACACAUUCCCUGGGUGGGAGGAGGACCAGAUAACUAUCAUGAAGAGGACUGCGCUGCUAUUGAUUCUAGCACUACUUUUCACGGACAAUGGACAGAUGCUCCUUGUCAUCUUUCUUAUUAUUUCAUCUGCGAAUACAGUUUAGAGUAA
Molecule: messenger RNA, 474 nt
Organism: Saccostrea echinata
Lineage: Eukaryota; Metazoa; Mollusca; Bivalvia; Ostreida; Ostreidae
Product: C-type lectin domain family 4 member E-like
Exons: 4
Coding region: 1-474 (157 amino acids)
Source: RefSeq, a predicted model, not a curated record